AUGGCUGGCACAAAGCUAAUAUCACUAGGGCUCAUUGUCCUCAUGAGCUUGGGAUUAGCCAAUGCUGUAAGGGUGGCUAGAUACUCUAGUGCUGAUGGGACCGGCACCGGAGGGGGCGGGCGGCGAUAUCUGCGAAUGGUGGUGGAUUAG
Molecule: messenger RNA, 150 nt
Organism: Miscanthus lutarioriparius
Lineage: Eukaryota; Viridiplantae; Streptophyta; Magnoliopsida; Poales; Poaceae
Source: the annotation of a GenBank genome assembly